UUUCUACUCCUGUUUGAAUAUGUUAUGUAUUAUCAUUUAGAAAAACUUGGAAAAAAUGGUUUUAAUUUAUUUUAACAUGUUGAAACUAAAACCUAGACAUCAUUGUCUGUGACAAAUUCAAAUCAUCUUGGUCUUUUCGUGUUUGGAAGAUUAAAGAGGAACUCAUUUGGAUUGCGUUACAGAAACAAUCUGAUGAUGCAAAUGAUAAACGAGUAGAAGUUUUUUAUAUAGCUGCUGUACAGGAACCUGGUCAUACUGAAAAGAGAAGAUAGACACAUGUAAAUGUUCUACCUGUGCGUAUCCAUGAUGUUUUUAAUGUGGUUAUUUGUCAUGAGUGUGUUUCACUCCUCUUUAGGACAGAAUAGUUUUCUCCGUGCAUACUCUCCUGGGAAUAUCAUCAUUGGUGGACUUUUCCCCAUUCAUUUAAAAACUAAUAGGACUAACACUUCUGCACCUCUCUCCUGUAGUGACUAUGGUUUAAAAACAUUCCUGCACAGUCAAGUGAUGAUAUACGCCAUCAACAAAAUCAACCUACCUAACAUCACGAUAGGAUACGACAUCUAUGACACUUGUGGAGAUGUCGGCCUCGCCUUGAGAGCAACUCUCCAGCUGCUGAAGAAUCAGUCAGACCCAGAAAGCUGUUUAGUGCCAGCAGAUGCUCAGUCCAAGUUACUUGAACCCAAAACCAAGGUGGUGAUCGGGGAAAGGUACUCAGAAGUAUCAAUAGCUGUUGCACGACUUGUUGCUCUGUCUUCAGUUGCCCAGAUUAGUUAUGCAUCCACAAGUGAGCUGCUGAGCAGCAAGUUCAAGUUUCCCACUUUUCUGCGAACCGUGCCUAGUGACAAAUAUCAGACAAGAGGUAUUAUUGAGCUGGUGAAGAUAUUCCAUUGGAAAACAGUGAUUAUUGUGGGAAGUGAUGAUGAGUAUGGGAAAUAUGGCAGUGAUAGCCUUCAAGACAACUUCAACAAAAAGAGCAUCUGCAUUGAAUUUGUUCACAUCUUGUCCGCUGAUUUUACGACAAACAAUAAUAGCAUGGACCAAACUGAGCUGAAUGAACUACUGGAAAAAAUUCAAAACUCUUCUGCUGAGGCCAUCAUCAUCUUCACAAAGGACACUAAUGCAGAAAUCAUCCUGGAAGCAGCUAUUAAACACAGAGUCAACAGAACGUGGAUUGCAAGUGAUGCAUGGUCCAGCUCUUCAAAGAUCUCUGCAAUGUCAGACAUCAAACUGGCAGGAGAAGUUUUUGGGUUCAUAUAUAAGCAGAAAGAGGUGCCUGGCUUUAAAGACCAUGUCAUGUCGAUGUUUAAUGGAACUAAUAACACAAUUCUUAGAGAUUACCAGACGCAGCAUCUACUUUCUUUAAAUAAGUCUGAAGAAGAAAGAAACCAAUAUCUGGCUUCUUACAUCGACCAGGAUGAAUCUUAUGGUAUCUAUAUAGCAGUUCGAGUCAUUGCUGAAGGGCUCAGACGCUUGCUGAAGUGUAACGACCAUCUGUGUGAACGAAGCUCCAGUUUCACAGCCUUAGAGCUUCUAUCGGAAAUCCAGAAAGUAAACUUUACUGAGAACAACACACAAAUAUACUUCGAUAGUGAUGGAGAUCCCAGUUUGGGAUAUGAUAUUGUAUACUGGAACAGGUCUGAUUGCAACAAGAGUAUGAUAAUACAAACUAUUGGAGAAUACAGUCCAGAUGGAAAAAUUACAGUCCAAACAGACCUUUUCAGACACCUCAUAAAUGACAUGGUCUCUGUUUACAAUUGCUCAAAAAAAUGUGAAGGAGGACAAGGAUUUACAUUAAAAGGAAAGUGUUGCGGAGUUUGUGCUCCGUGUGCAAGUGGAGAGAUUUCUGAUGGAAAUCAUUCAACAUGCAAGCAUUGUGAAGAUGGGGCAUAUUCUCAUCCUAAAGAGAAUACAUGUUUGAAAAAAAGGGAUGACUAUCUCGAUUGGGAAGAUCCCUUCUCAAUCAUUCUCAGCUCCCUUGCAGUCGUUGGGAUCAUUGCUACCGUUGUGUUUGCUGUUCUGUUUGCAGUAUAUCUGAAAACUCCCAUUGUGAAAGCAGUUGGAGGUUAUUUGUGUUUUCUGGAGCUUUUUGCAUUGCUGGCUGGCUUCUGUCUUACAUUCACCUUCAUAGGCAAACCUACUGAGAAGAUUCACUGUGUAGGUGUUCCUCUCUUCGGCAUAGCCUUUACUCUCUGCAACUCUUGCAUUCUGGCAAACUUGCUUCAGAUCUUCUUGGGCUUCAAGUUUGACCUUAAGGCAGAGUCUUGGAUAAAGAAGCUGAAUAAGCCAUUGGUGGUGGUGACCAUCAUCUCUGGGAUUCAGUUAGGCCUAUCUGUCUCAUGGCUGACCAAAGAACCACCACAUCCUGACAAUAAAUCUUUAGAUUACACUAUCCUAUACAACUGUAAGAUUGAGCCCCAUACAUACUUUAUAGCCAUGUUAGUCUACAACACUUUCUUGGGCCUUAUUUGUUUCCUGUUUGCAUUCAAAGGUAGACAGCUGCCAGAUUUGUACAAAAAUGCUUCUUUGAUCACCAUCAGUAUGCUGCUGUUUAUAGUCAUGUGGAUCAUCUUCCUCCCCAUUUAUUUGACCUUGACAGGGAAAUACCAACCAGCAGUACAAAGUGCAGCCAUCCUCACUUCCUGCUUCAGCAUCCUUGGUUGUCAUUUGGCCCCAAAAUGUUAUAUUAUGUUGUUCAGGAAAGAGCUUAAUCAUGAGCGCGCCAUUGCUGAAUACAUUAGGAAGUUUUAUGAGCAAAAGGGUAUUUCUGUGGUCCACUCGCAGUGUCACACUUAAAUUGUUCUGCAAAGGAAUGACUCUUCCUGUGACAACGUUUUAAUCAAUAUGUCUUUCUAGCAAUUUAAUAUGUGAUUUUUCCAUAGGCUGUAUAUAAAGGAUGAAUGCAGCCACUGCCACAUUACCUAUUGGUUAGUGAAUUCCUGUUGUGAAGCCUCCAGCUGAGUUAGGGACCACGUUGGGAAGGCAGUGUCUCUUUGUCUCAUUGGCACCCUUCUGAUUAAUCCCUUUUUUAAAUGUAAUUUACAAAAUGAGCUAUUAUUGUGUUCAGCAAGUCUAAUUUAACCCUAACCCCCUAACUCAGGGGUCGGCAACCCGCGGCUCCGGAGCCGCAUGUGGCUCUUUAGUCUUUAUUUUGCAGCUCCGGGUGGUUUGGGAAAUGAAAUUAGAAGUAUUUAGCUGAAGUGUAUUUUAUUUGUGUUUAGUUCUUUUUUUAACUUGUAGUUCUAAAUUGGAAGAUUA
Haplochromis burtoni (Burton's mouthbrooder) is the source of this 3255-nucleotide messenger RNA. Its product is annotated as G-protein coupled receptor family C group 6 member A-like. Gene Ontology annotation, biological process: G protein-coupled receptor signaling pathway. NCBI's taxonomy places the organism in Eukaryota, Metazoa, Chordata, Actinopteri, Cichliformes, Cichlidae. The record is from RefSeq and is a predicted model, not a curated record. The transcript is spliced from 6 exons. Gene Ontology annotation, molecular function: G protein-coupled receptor activity. The coding region runs from base 283 to 2793 and encodes 836 amino acids. Gene Ontology annotation, cellular component: membrane.